UAACGAAACUAAAACAGGAAACACCUGAAAACUACAACAAAGUGUAUGUAAAUUUGCUGUUUUGACUGUCUAUACUGUACAGGUUACUUCCUUGAAAUAGCAUUUAUUCACGCUAAACAACAAGGUGCUCCUAGUCUACUCAUUCCACUCAUUCUGCUGGUGAGUCUGCAGUUGAAAUGAAUAUAGCUGUGACAAACAUCAUCAUCCUGGGGAUCUUCUUAGGUUUAACGAGUGGAACUGGUUUCUUACCAGAUGAUGUACAGACUAAAGCUGUUGGAGGAACAGUGACUUUCAUCACAUCUGUAUCUCCAUCAGAAAAACCACCUUUAACUGUGGCUUGGGACUUUACCAAUAACAAUGGUAUCGUAACUAAUAUAAUAACCAGUGCAUCAAACUACACUGCACCACAGUACGUAGACAGGGUCACUUUCUUUAGUUCUACUGGAUCUCUGGAGCUCAGAAAUCUGGCUCUUACUGACAGUGGACAAUACCAAGUUACCGCUGUACUAACUGGACAACCACAGAUCACAGGACAAACUAGACUGAACGUACUUGUUCCAGUCUCCAACGUAACAGUAAACGUCAGCAGCACAGACCUGGUGGAGUUCAACAGCUCUGUCAGUCUGUCCUGCUCCUCCUCUGGGUCCUCGCUCUCCUUCCUCUGGCUGAACCGCAGCGCUGUGGUUACAGCCACUGACAGAGUUCAGCUCACUGAUGGAGGAAGAAAUCUCACUAUAGUCAGUGUGAGCCGCUACGACCAGGGACCGUUCAGCUGCAACGUGUCCAAUGCUGUCAGCAGUGGAACCAGCAAGGCAGUAAACCUCUCCAUCAGCUACGGUCCAGUAAAUAUAGGUUUGAAAACAUCCCCUUCUCAGAAUUACUACGUAAAAGGGUCAAGCAUCAGCUUCUAUUGCUCAGCUGACUCCAGUCCUGCUGCCCAGUUUACAUGGUUUCUGAACAGAACCCAGCUGAAUGAUACUGGACCAGAACUCAGACUGACCAACAUUCAGACGAGUCAGAGUGGAAACUACAGCUGUCAGGCCUUUAACAACAAGACUCUGAGAUAUCAGACAUCUCAACCCUCAGCUCUUAUUCUACUGGAACCUCAAGCUUCAACCGGUGGUUGUUCAGGUGGUUGCAUCGCUGGAGUAGUGAUCGCUGUUGUUGUUGUUGUUGUUGUGGUUCUGGUUCUUCUAGUUUAUUUCCUUUGGAUCAAACCGUAAGUGAAUUUUCAAUAAUUCCGACUGUAGAGUAGCUUUGACUAAGGCCUCAUCUCUGUAAAUGUAUAAUAUAUACUUAAUAUAUUAACAUAUUUUAUUUAUUACAUACUGUAUCAGCAGAGAUGCUGCUGCUAGAGCGGGUGAGUCCUGCUACAGCUGUGUGUUUAGUAUUUGCUGUGAUGGUUUAUAAUUCUAAGUUCUGUAUCUGAACAUAUGUUGAAGGACGUGAAGGUCAGAACAACACAACAUCCCCACAGAACCAGGUAGACGUCUCUGUGCUUUACAUCAUGCAUCACCAUUUAUAACGGUGUUCACACAUACAUUUACAGUAUAGAACAAACGUAGUGAGUAACAUGUGAUCCCUAUUUUUCACUAUUUAGAGUUUAACAGUUGUUAAGAAUGAUGUCAUCAGUUGCAGCACGCUGACAUUUUUGUGUACAGCUGUAAAAAUGAUACAGGUCAUGGUUUUACUGGUCAGUGGCUUUUCAAUAAAAGGUAAAACAUAAGUGCUCCUGUCACAAAACAGAAUCUUUGGGUAUCUUUGUGUAUAGUAGUUUGAUUCACAGCGUACCUCCCUCAACCAUCAGGCUCAUCUAUAAUCAACCUAUUUGCCGACAUGUUCUGUUCCACACACACGAAGACUGAGUCAUGCAACUUUGUGUCUCAAGUUCUCGUUUUCAAACCCACACAAACCUUUAGUUCAUAUUUGACCCGUUGCUCUACGUCUGUACAGGAGCUGGAAUACGCUCACAUCAGCUUCCAGAACAUAGACGGUGGGACUGUCCAGCUGAGACCAGAGGACAAGCAGUCUCAGUAUGCUGAGAUUAAUGCGUACAAGCCUCAUGAGCCGUCGUCAUCGUAGACGACAUUUAUGAUAUUCCUUAAAAGUAAAAGUUUAUAGCCUAAAUACUUUUAGAUCUCCAGCAGUGUACUGCAAUAAAUGCUUUAUUGUAACAGAAACAUUGGGCUCAAAAAUUGGGAGUUUUUACUUUUGUGACCAAAAGAACUGAAGAUAAAAUUGUGUUAACAAAAUAACUUUGAUGUUCUAUGGGACACAAGGAUGAAAGGAAGUAAACAAGAUGUUUAUUCGUGUCUGUCUCUCAGUGAUUUGUGAUAUUCAUGUGUGGAAAUAUUGAUUCAGCUGUGGAUUCAAGGAGGUUUGUUUGACCAAUCAGGAGAGUCUGCAUGUAAAAAACAGGAGUCUGUGAACAGGAGGACAUCCCCUGUUAAUGUACUUUGUCUCCUUAGUCUGUCACUGAGGAGAAGGAGCUUAAGACCUCAGUUUUCAUCCUGGUUGAGCUGAUAUAGUUUAACAGUGUAUUGAUUGGUCCUGGUUCAGCAGGAGACACUCCAAUGUAUAGCUGAGUAUUUUCAGCAUUGUGGAAUGCUGUGUUUCCCGAUGACAUCUCCGUGUUGGAACUUGUAAAGAUUAAAAAUGGUGAACCCACAGAACUGUCAGAUUGAGCCCUGGGGAAGUGCACAGUCUACCCUGUAGCUUUCAGAUGAGCUUUCAUUCAUUCUAACGUAAAGAUUCUGUCUCAAAUAUAAGAUUUAAACCAAAUAGGUACAGCACCAGUGAGAUUAUUACUCCUGCCUUUUACACAGUAGUCAAAGGCAGCAGUAAAAGCCAACAUGUCCAAGUUAGUUCUAAGAUCAUUUAAAACCUUGAACAUUUUGACAGAUCUACAGUAUGAUUCAACUUACAAUACUUGGUUAAAAACAAGCUUUUCUAAAAUUUCACCUAAAAAUAGCAGGUUGGACCCUGGUUUAUAGUUACUGGAGUAAAGGAUUCAAAUUUAUCUUUUUUGCAUGAUCUUUCUGGUAUUCUGCACUUUGCUUACAGAAUGUUUAGUUUCUUCAUUUCUCCCUGGUCUUAUUGUUUGUAGUGACACUCUACAAUCUACAAUCUACAAAAAACCAUUUACAGUCACAGGAAGAAGGCAAUAAAAUUAGCAGCCGCUUCAGCAGUAAUGUAACGUUUCCUCAUUGUGUGUUCCAGUGGAAUAAAUUGUUUAAACACACUGGUGGACAGAAUGAAAAGAGGCUUCAUCAUUUAUUCUCAGAGGCAACUAGCUGUGUAUAGUUUAUUGUGUAUCACUACACUGAGUACAUUCUUGCCAUAUUUGUAUUCACAUGUGUAAAUAUUACAAUACAUGUACUACACUGAUUUAAAAUAAGACGGAUAUUUGCACUGAUAUUUAGAAAAAAAAAUAAAGUUAAU
Betta splendens (Siamese fighting fish) is the source of this 3441-nucleotide messenger RNA. RefSeq names its product carcinoembryonic antigen-related cell adhesion molecule 8-like. NCBI's taxonomy places the organism in Eukaryota, Metazoa, Chordata, Actinopteri, Anabantiformes, Osphronemidae. The transcript has 5 exons. The record is from RefSeq and is a predicted model, not a curated record. The coding region runs from base 177 to 1223 and encodes 348 amino acids.